This is a messenger RNA of Ornithodoros turicata, 1197 nucleotides long. Its product is annotated as piggyBac transposable element-derived protein 3-like. The transcript is spliced from 2 exons. NCBI's taxonomy places the organism in Eukaryota, Metazoa, Arthropoda, Arachnida, Ixodida, Argasidae. The record is from RefSeq and is a predicted model, not a curated record. The coding region runs from base 1 to 1197 and encodes 398 amino acids.
AUGGCGUCGUCCAGCGGCGACAGCAUUGGUCUUUCUUCGCGAACUUUUUACGGUCGUUCAACAAAAAUACAUGCUCCACGGUAUCGUGAUGUUCUGCAACGCAUCGAUGAUGGAUGUCUCAGCGAGAUUAGUGACAUCAGCGAUGAUGAUGAUGACUACAUUCCAAGUGGAAAUUCCCAAGCUGGAACUGCAAGAAACGACACCUCUGUGUCUCCUGAGGACUCAUGUGAGGAGACUGACGACGACAGCGAUGCGUUCGCUAGUGCUGAUGGCGCUUGUAAUGCGGGGUCUGUUGAGAGGGGACUCUGGAAGAAACAACUCUUCGACGCGAGUCUACAUACCUUCAGCGAUGCUUUCUCAGAGCCCACAGCGGUAGCGUCUCCACUUUCCUACUUCAGGAUGGCUAUCACCCCUGACAUGAUUGACAAUGUUGUGGAAGAAACAAACUACUACAGUGUACAGACUACUGGGAAGUCCCUGAACGUGACUGCAGCCGAAGUGGAGCAAUUUAUCGGCCUAUACAUUAUGAUGGGCCUUGUACAAAUGCCUAGUGUUCGCUGUUAUUGGGAAACGGCUUCAAGAUAUGAACCCAUUGCCAACGUUAUGUCGAGAAGCCGCUUCGAGAGCAUUAUGCGUUUUCUCCACUUUGUGGACAACCUGGCAGCAACAGAGGAAACAAAGAAAGACAAAGCAUGGAAGGUACGACCGUGGUUGUCAGCACUUCAGGAAAACUUUGCAAAAAUCGAGCCAGAAGAAUACAACAGCGUUGACGAAAUCAUGGUUAGCUUUACCGGCAGGUGUAGUGUGAAGCAAUACAUGCCAGGAAAGCCCCACCCAUGGGGUAAAAAACUAUGGGGUCGAGCUGGGUCUUCUGGUAUUUUGUACCAAUUCGAUGUCUAUCAAGGCCAAGCAAAUCGGGAUUACAGAUUUGGCUUAGGGGGUCAUGUUGUGAUGUCAAUGUGUUCCCAGCUUCUAGAAAUGAAGGAAUACAAGGCUGCAGCGGAUAAUUUCUUCACUUCACUGGAUCUAGCGAGCAACUUUGUCACUAAAGGAACAGGCUUUGUAGGCACAGUCCGAAAAAACAGACUGAAGGACUGCAGGAUCAAGCCAGAAGCAGACUUGAAAAAAGAAGGCCGAGGCUCGUAUGAUAGUGCUGUAGAUAUCAGACGCAAGGUUGCUGUUGUACGAUUGGUUUGA